This is a messenger RNA of Danaus plexippus (monarch butterfly), 3590 nucleotides long. RefSeq names its product cytohesin-1 (gene step). The record is from RefSeq and is a predicted model, not a curated record. The transcript has 9 exons. Gene Ontology annotation, molecular function: guanyl-nucleotide exchange factor activity. Gene Ontology annotation, biological process: regulation of ARF protein signal transduction. Bases 257 to 1570 code for a protein of 437 amino acids. Lineage: Eukaryota; Metazoa; Arthropoda; Insecta; Lepidoptera; Nymphalidae.
UUACUACGAACGAGAGAGAGGCAGAUAGAGGUUAGAACUGGCUCGCCAGUCGCCAGUCAGUGAAUCAGUUAAAGCCGGCGUGCGGUGCGAUAGCGUUGUCUCGGUUAGACGGUUACGGAAGCGUUCAAAUUUCAUAAAAAUACGUGUUGUAUGUUCGUGUGAUUUUGGCUUUAUAUCGGGGGUUUUGUUCUCGAAAGGUUAGAGCCACGUUGUGAAAUAUUGUGUGAUGUGCGUGGUGAGCUAGUGCUUCCGAGUAAUGUUUAUCAAGGCCGUGCCCGUGGCCGCCGAAGAGGAGCGCCGUGGUUCAGUGUCUAAUUGGUUCUCGUCUUUGAGACGGGGCGGUCGCCGUAAACGUGAAGACAGCGCCGUGCCGACUGUUACUGUCGGUUACGGUUCAUUAGGCAGGCGGAAGGAUGGCGGCCAGGCACGCGGGAAGACGAGAUCGGCAUGGGAUCUCACCACCGUCACCAGGCUGCAACUUAAAGAUGAGCUCGGCGAGGUGGUGGCCGAACUGGAAGCCCUCGAUGGACAGGAGGAGUGCAAACAGAACAGCAAAGCCAAACAGAUGAGCAUAGGAAGGAAGAAAUUUAAUAUGGACCCUAAGAAAGGAAUCGAAUAUCUGUACGAGAAUGGUUUAUUACAAAGGACAGCGGAGGACGUGGCACAGUUCCUUCACAAGGGCGAGGGUUUGAGUAAGACGGCUAUAGGGGACUAUCUGGGGGAGAGAUCAGACUUCAACGAGGCUGUGCUCAGAGCUUUCGUGGAACUUCACGAUUUCACGGACCUCAUACUAGUUCAGGCUUUGAGACAAUUCCUAUGGUCUUUCCGUCUACCGGGCGAGGCUCAGAAGAUAGACCGUAUGAUGGAGUCGUUCGCCCAGCGCUACUGUCAGCUCAACCCUGACAUAUUCACCAACGCCGACACGUGCUACGUGCUCAGCUUCGCCAUUAUAAUGCUGAACACGUCGCUACACAACCCCAGCGUGAAGGAUAAACCAUCGCCCGAACAGUUCGUCGCCAUGAACAGGGGCAUCAAUAACGGAGGGGAUCUACCGCAGGAACUGCUCUUGUCUCUAUACGAGUCUAUAAAGACGGAGCCGUUCAAGAUACCAGAGGACGACGGGAACGAUCUGAUGCAUACCUUCUUCAACCCGGACAAGGAGGGGUGGCUUUGGAAACAGGGCGGAAGGUAUAAAUCAUGGAAGAGGCGAUGGUUCAUAUUGAACGACAACUGCUUGUACUACUUCGAGUACACCACUGACAAGGAGCCGCGGGGGAUAAUACCGCUGGAGAACAUAUCAGUCCGUGCAGCGAGCGACCGUCAGCGUCCUCACUGCCUGGAGCUGUACGCGAGUGGUGGCGCGGAUCUCAUCAAGGCUUGUAAGACUGACUCCGAAGGGAAAGUUGUAGAAGGGAAACAUACAGUAUACCGCAUGUCAGCGGCCACGGCUGAGGAACGCGACGAAUGGAUAGAAUGCCUAAGACGGUCCAUCAGUCACAACCCGUUCUACGACAUGCUGGCACAGAGGAAGAAAAAGGCACAACACAACCUUCACUCCGGAUCACACUAGCGUUGGCACACCGAGCAUGUUUACUACACUGUGGCACAGAUUAUACAUACCUAGGACAUUAAGUGUGGCUUUGGUGACGUCAUCGCCUCAACUAUACCGGGCCAAUGAUAUGAUACAACAAAUAUUGAGCUACAAUUUUAUAAGUCGGUUUAACAUCAUGCCUACCUCAUGUUGUGGUAUUAGUCACUGGCAUUGAUGCGUUCGGGACGUGUCGUGUUCUGAGUUGCAAUCGUCCGAACGGAAUUAUCAUAACACCAAUCGAAACCAGUUAAUUUAUAUGAGUAAUAAUAAUAUAUUGUACUCUAAUGAUUAUAUUAUAUGAAAAUACAGCUAGUGGUCGGACAAAUUACGUUUAUUAAGGGAUGGUUUGAAUGUUAUAUUUAAAGACGUAAGUGUAUCGAAUGGUUUGUCACUUUCUAUUCGAUUGAUAAAUAUUAUGAUUAGAAAGAGAUAGGAAAUAGCUUUAGGGCGCUGUAAAUAUAGAGAGUAACGAAGUAUGAGCCGACCGGCAACUGAGGUCAAUGAACACAGACAAGUAAUAAAUUAUACGAAUACAAUAUUGAACACUUCAUUGAAUUCGUCAUACAAGUUCACAACAGUGCCCCUACCAUGAGUUUCUAUCGACAAUCUAAACAGUUUUCAGUCUCUCGUUUAUUAAUCUGAAAACGUAUUAUCAACGCAGUUAUUUGAAUGAAAAACUUUAAACUGUCUGCAUUCAGUUCGUCGUGGACACUGAUGGUAGGGGUGUAGAAUCCUGAUCGAGUCGUCCAUCGUGAUCGUUCUGUCUUAAUAAAUGUGAUGCGUAAUAUACUUGUGCAAUGAUUUACAGAAAAUUACAAUAACACAAGUAUUUUCCGCAUCAUAUUUAAAUACAGCAUAUACAUAUAAUAUUGUGAUAUUUACAUGUAAUUGUUUUGUGCGUCCGUGCAUCACAAACGUUCUUAUUAUUGUCCAUGUAUAUAACGAAAGCAAGACUGAAACAUUGUUUGUACGAUAACGAAUUUUUUAUAUGUAUUUUCAUUUUAUUUUUUGUACAUCGUUUCCAUAUCAUGUAUUAAGUCGCUAAACGUCUAUUGUUUCAGUUCGUAUUGAUGACAGCUUCGAUGUAUUUAUUAUAGAAAAUUAAUAAAUUACUUUUUUUUUGGUGAAUAUUUAUAUUAAUUCUUAUUGAAAUUGCUUUUCGUUGCUUCGACAAUAAAGUUUGAUACCAUUACCGGGCGACCAUUGAAUGUUUACACGGUUGCCCGGAUAGUCCUAACGAUUGUAUUCUGUUAAGUAUUAUAAUGUAUAGAUAUCUAGUAGUUAAUGUAACAUAGCGCUGCUCGUGGUGUAAAUACGGCUUAAACGUUUAUUUUUUUUUUUAAUAUAUUUAUCAUACUUUUUUUUUUGGUAACGCUGAAUAUUAUAGAAUUGUAUGUUAGAUUCCGCGUUUUUUUUUAUUAUAUAUAUAUCAUAUAAUAUAAUUCUAAACAAAACUUCUACGUAUAAUAAAUUAUUGUCUUUAGUCUCUAAUACUAUUUAAUGUCUACUGGAUCUUAAUCUUAAUAUUGUUAUAUUUGUAACGGGACGUGUAUGUAUAUUUGCUUGUUGAUUAUCUGUGUAAUGGCAUCAUUAACACAAAUCACUCGGUUAGACUCGUAUCAGCUGCGUUUAUCCAUUGGAUGUGAUUAUGCAAUAAUUUGUUCUUCAUUAAUUUAUAUAUAUAUUUAAAAAUGGCCUACACUGCACAAUGGCUAUAUAUAAAAAUUUUCUUUUACUAUAUGUAUGGAAGUUCAUUAGUUGCAUAGUACACUCGCUGUGGACAACAGGACAUGUAAAUAUAGUUUUAGUUUUAUUAACCGUAUUUAGGGAAAGGUGCCUAACGAUCUGUUAUAGUUUUAUAAUAAGGGUAAAGCUGUGUAAAUUCGCGUGGCAAAAAUAUUAAUUUAUCUCAAUUGUAAUGAUUUAUAUGACAACUGAUAUGCGCAUAAUAAUGAAGUUGUAAAUAAUUUUGUAUGAAAGGAAUACAUUAUUAUCAUUA